This is a messenger RNA of Dujonia railenensis, 3540 nucleotides long. NCBI's taxonomy places the organism in Eukaryota, Fungi, Ascomycota, Pichiomycetes, Serinales, Debaryomycetaceae. The record is from the annotation of a GenBank genome assembly.
AUGGUAGAUCAGAAAUCACUCUUCAGACCCAGAAAGUCUGAGCGAAAGGAAGCUUCUGGUGGUAAAUCGGUGGAGCACCAUUCCACUGCAUACGGAUCGAUCGAUCUCAGUUCAUCAGCCAAGAGCAACGGCAUUAUCGAAUUGACUAAAACAUCCAAAUACUGUGUUUCCAAACUCCCUGCAUCCCCUUCUAUACUCAGCGCAUCUUCUAUAGCUUCAUCAGGGUCGUCUCCUGGAGGAAUAUUGAACGGAUACACCGAUCACUUCUCGAGCUAUUCCCUUGUUAUUAACAACGACAGUAUCAACGUGUGGAGCUACAAGUCGACAGAUGCGACACCACUCUCAAUCCAGUUCCCAGUACGAGAAGAUUCUGCAAACGGGUCACCAUUGCCACCAUUAGCAAUCUUAACCAAGCCAAUAAACACUUACACCGACGACCCAGGUUUAAUGAUCAUUGAUUCCACUUCAGGACAUGUCAAAUUUUACGAGAGUGUGCAACAUGCUCCUGCCUUGGGCCUUAUCAACAACAAGCUGUUGGAAUUGACUGUACCGUUGAAGACUUCUCACGGAGAGUACAUCACCUUAGCAGAAAAUGUAGAACCUGCGGGAAUUGUGAUUGCCACGUCGUUGAAGAGAUGUGUCCUUGUUGGCUUUAAGGACUUCUUCAGCAAGCCAAGAUUGUCUUUAACAGAGCUUAUACCACCAGUACUGGGGAACACGCUUGGCUUAUUGUCAAAUAUAUUCUCGUCGAGGUCUGGAUCGUCCUCAGACGUCUAUUCCAAGGAUUUGAAUGAGGAGAUUGUCAGCAUUAAGACAUCUGAUAUCUUGGAUCAGGGCAUGGCCCAAGAGAUUUUCAUUCAGGACAACCAAGGUGGCUACUAUUUCUUCAGUCUCCAAUUGGUGACUCCAGACUCUGGAGCUAUAAUUGACAAAAAGCAUUCGUUCAAGCAAUAUAUAUCCACUUGCAUAGAAAGUAGCAUCGAAGGCUACAGCUUGCCAGGGUCAUCAAACAAAAUCAAUUUACUUGAUAUCUGGCCAUUACGUCAAGAAGAAAGCAAACCCUUAAAGGAUAUCCAUAUAGCAUUAUGUGAAAUUGAACCUUCUAUGGGCGCUGGAGCAGGAGAAAAGUCUGAAUAUGCCUUAGUGACCUUGAAGAUAAAUAAAACCGGGGUGUUGUACUAUGGAACUCACAAGUUGAACAAGAGCUUCAACAUUCCUUCAGUCAAGCCAAGAUUAUUCCUCCCCAAGCCAGGAAAUGUUGCCUUUGUUAUUAUUGGAAACUCCAUUAUACUUACUGACGUGAAUCCCUCUUAUAUUGAAUCCAACUCCUCGCCAUAUUACUACAACCAGAGAAGAUGGGAAGACAUAAUCCGUUUAAAGCCUUCGGUUCAGAUCGUUGGCCAAGGUUAUGAAGAUGAAUCUAGCGACAGUAACCCAUCUAUCAUUCUACUUACCAACAACUCAGGGGUGUUAAGAGUGGAAAAAUUCGGAGAAACCGGUGCAGCAUCUGGGAUGGAGAUUGAUGUCGAUCCAGAGGACGACGCUGAAAAUCCGAUUGCAACUAUAAUGUCACAUAUCGAGCAAGGAAUAUUUUUUUCCAAUUCAUCAGACGAGCUUGAUUUCGACUUAUUGGAUGUUGAAUCUUGCUCUCAUAAGUCAAUAAAAUUGGCAUGUGCACAAAUCAUUGACAGCAUAUUGAAUUCUACUUCACCGUACUUACCGGUUUUUUUACCGUCCAUAAAGGAUUUCUUAAAUCUCAAGAUGUCUUUGUUUCAGUCACUUAUAUCUUAUGUUAAAAGGAACUUUCCAGAGAUUUGGAAUGUACUUGUGUCAAACAUUGUCGAGAAGUUAGAGAAAAUAGCGGUAGGGCUACAAUUAUGGACAUUUGUGGAAGUCAAUGGUGGUAAAGUUCUAGAAAUAUUGAAACGAAUCAUUCAAAAAUACGUUAACAUUUCCAAUCAAGAAGCCGUAUCAGACCCGGUUAGAUUUUUCCUAAAUCAUAAGUUACAAUAUGUCAACCAAGUUUUGAAUGACUUUGUUGCCACGCUUGUGAAUGAAAAUAUUUCUCUCACCCUUGUCAAUGAAUUGUUGGUUAAUACUUUGUAUUUUGGGGUAUUCAGAUACGAAGAACAGUACAUUCUUCAAGAACCCGAAAUAGAAUCGAGAAAGUUAUGGAUUUUCGACACUGACCUCAUAAUAAACGUGGAAGAAAUCUUCAGGACAAUUUAUUGUGGUGGUACUUCUAAAGAUUUGGAAAUUACCAGCGAGAAGUUGAAAACAAACAACAGCCAAUUAUGUGAAGCAUUAUAUUAUUUUGUUACCAGUGCUGUGCAGUAUAUGCAACAUUUCGAUCUGGCCAACCAACAACAAUUGAAGGAUUACUUGAAGUGGUACAACAGUAGCAAAACCCAUUGGAUUAAAUCUUUACUCUCUAGGGGUUUGGAAGUUGAAGCAAUUAGAAUCUGUGAAAAGUACCAUGACUUGUCUUCUUUGGUAGUUGUAUUAGCUUCGGAAGAGAAUAGAGGAAUGUUGGCGUAUGACGAGUACUUUGAUAAAUUUGGCUAUGAAUUUGCUUCAAGCUUGUACGAUUUUUACUUGGCAAAUGAUAAGAUAAACUCCUUGCUACUCGAGUUUGAAAAUUACAGACCUUUCCUAAUGAAGUACUUCCAAGAAAACCCUAGAAAGACUUGCCAAAUAUCCUGGAUAAGAGACUUCUUGGAUGGAAACUUUGUUGCUGGAUCCAGUACAUUGAGAACCUCGUCUCUUGAAUAUGCAGAUGAAAGGAUUGAAAAUAAGGAAUUGAAAUUCUCAUUGGCAAAGCUAUCUGCUAUUGCGGCUGCACAGUCACCCAACAACGACGUGGAUAUGAUAGUUGACACUGAAGAGUCGUUGACUGAUUCAAAUAACAACUUGGUUGCAAUUAGAAUACAGAAUAAAUUGUACCGUGAGUUGCUGAGAUCAAUCGCUGGAAAUAACGUAGAAGGGGAUGAUUUGUUGACUUUCAACUAUGUUUCCAAACAUUUCAGCAAUGAAUUGAUCGACUCGGUGCAAUUCAAAUCUUUAAUUGAAGAGCCUCUUAGCCGCCUCUCGACGAAGAAGUUGUUGACGCCAGUCCAAUUGAUCGACUUGUUAACUUUGUUGAAACCUACAAUCAAUUCUGGUAAGAAUUUUGCCUAUGCAUUAAGAAUUACAUCAUUAAUAACUAAUGAUUCUAUAUAUAGAGAGCAAUGCAGACUAGUCUGGUUAAGAUUGUUAACCAUUACUGACAAGUGGGGCGAAAUUACGCUCACUGAAAAUGAAACCGAUGAAGGUGUAAAGUUGAAAUUCACAAACAGUAUUUUGUUCAAGACUUUCCAAAAGAUCGGCACUGACAAUGACCUCGUGCAGCAGUUAGAUGCUAUCUUAGGAGGAGACCAGCUGGUCAUUACUUCCCAUGAUGAUUUGACCACAGAUUUACUUUCUAAGCUCAGCGUUUAUAUACGCGAGAACAACUUACCAACAUGGGUAAAAUCCAUAAAGCUGGAAGUUGGCAAUGUAUAA